This is a messenger RNA of Gilbertella persicaria, 1449 nucleotides long. RefSeq lists its product as uncharacterized. Gene Ontology annotation, molecular function: zinc ion binding; ubiquitin conjugating enzyme binding; ubiquitin protein ligase activity. NCBI's taxonomy places the organism in Eukaryota, Fungi, Mucoromycota, Mucoromycetes, Mucorales, Choanephoraceae. Gene Ontology annotation, cellular component: cytoplasm; ubiquitin ligase complex. Gene Ontology annotation, biological process: positive regulation of proteasomal ubiquitin-dependent protein catabolic process; ubiquitin-dependent protein catabolic process; protein polyubiquitination. The record is from RefSeq and is a predicted model, not a curated record. Bases 21 to 1361 code for a protein of 446 amino acids. The transcript has 8 exons.
CUUCUUUAUUAAUAUUUACCAUGGAACCUCAACAAGAAACAGAAUGGAUAAAGAUAGCCAAAGAGCUAUUUUCUAAAUUCAACAUUGCCAAUCUACUGUUUUGUUACUGUCUGCCAUUCUUUUAUGUGUUUUAUCCAGCAUUACUGAUGCCUGCCAUCUUUUUGCGUUCACUGUCGUUUGUUAUUGGUUGGGCCUACAAACUUGUUUCUGCACAUCAUCAUCAUACUGAGUUUCCUGGCAGAACAAACGAUAAAUUCAACAGAAAUCAAGAAGUGGACAACGAAAUGGACAAUAUGUAUUUCUGGUUACAGCGAUGUUCUAUCUGCCUUGACCAGACCUAUAGUUUGUGCCUAGAGUCUUGUCGUGAUCAAUUUUGUCAAGAUUGUUUCUCAAGAUACAUUGAAGAAAUUGUCAAUCAGUCGUGGGGAUUGGGCGUCACUCGCAUUAAGUGUCCAGUUUGCCAAGAAGUCAUUCACCAAUCUGAAUGGAGUCGAUAUGUAUCACCACAUAUUGUUGAGAAAUACAAUAGAUAUAACCAACCUUAUCGUCCAUUCAGUCGACACUGUCUUACUUGUCAAGACCCUGUUGCACCAUGUCAGUCACCUCGUUCACAAGGUCUGUCAAGAGAAAAUCGACUUGAGAAAAUUGCAGACCAUUUAGAUAAAUUCUCAAAAUCGAUCCAUCAUCCCACUGUCUCAAGACGAGCAGAUGACAUCUUGGCCAGUUUUCUGGCUGCUUGUCAAAAGACUGGAUCCACUUUUCGUAUCGGUAAAGUCCAAGACCUUUAUAACCAAAUGAUACCUGGCUUAUGCAGCAUUGUUGGUCAACAAUCUGAUCUUUAUGAACAAGCUUCUGAUAUAUCUAAACAACUGGUUGCCUUGGAAGUAAUACCUGAGACAUGGAAACAAACUCAAUUUUGGCAUGUAGCCAAUUUCCCCAUAGAGACAUGUACCAAUUGCGGAGAUAAAUUAUGUCUUCAAUGCGGUGAAUAUGCUCAUCACAACAUGAGUUGCUUGGAAAAUCUGCAGCACAAAUUAAAGCAAAGUGAUACUCAUACAGAACUAACCAUUCAAUGGAAAUUAAAUCACACUCGACCUUGUCCAAAUUGUUCUGUCAUGAUUAAUCGUGAUGAAGGCUGUAACAAAGUGGAUUGUUUGUUGUGUGGAUACCGUUUUUGUUGGCGAUGUGGAACAAGUUGGUCACAGCAAACAUGUGGCUUUUAUCAAUGCGGUGAACAACAACAACAACAACAACAACUAAAAGAACGACAAAAAGAUCUAGAAUUUAAUCAUAAAUCAAAGGCUGAAUUAGGUGUACCUGAUAUGCAUGCAAUUGAUGCACGUCGACAACAUCCUUUAUAAAUGAUACCAACUUAUCUCCCUCCCCCUUCUCCUUCUUUCCAAAUAUGUAUAAAUAGUGUAUAAGCUUUGUUUUAUUUUUAUUUAAAUG